This is a messenger RNA of Haemonchus placei, 1605 nucleotides long. Lineage: Eukaryota; Metazoa; Nematoda; Chromadorea; Rhabditida; Trichostrongylidae. The record is from the annotation of a GenBank genome assembly.
AUGUCUCGAUCUGGGCGAUUAAAUUCGAUUUCGGCGCCAUUGUCGCCUGAUCUCAUUAAAUUCCUUCGGGAAUCCAUGGAAAAGGACCUUCUGUACGAUCCACCCUAUGUGUUCGUGAUAUUUGGUGCAUCUGGUGAUUUGGCGAAAAAGAAGAUCUACCCGACUCUUUGGUGGCUUUAUCGUGACUCUCUUCUGCCACUGAAUAUAACCAUUGUUGGCUAUGCUCGUUCGGACUUGUCCAUGGAAAAGCUGAGAAAAUCGUUUGAAAAAGCUUGUAAGGUCAGUUCAAAACCACCAUGUGGCCUGGUCCACGACAAUGAAAAGAAGAAAUUUGAAGAAUUCAUGAGCAAAUGUACUUAUAUAAAGGGCAAGUACGAUGAAGCAAAAGGAUUUGAGAAGUUGGCUAGUUUUAUAGAUGAAAUUCAGAAGAAGAGCAACGAUCAACCUGUCAAUCGUUUGUACUACCUUGCGCUCCCACCAACUGUCUUUGAAGAUGUUACGUCAGAAUUGAAAGCGCAUUGUAUGGAUGACGGAGAUUCUUGGACUAGAGUGAUCAUCGAGAAGCCAUUCGGGCACGAUUUGGAAUCAUCGACUAAGCUUUCAAAUCAUCUGUCAAAAUUAUUCAAAGAGGAGCAGAUUUAUCGGAUAGAUCACUACUUGGGAAAGGAAAUGGUCCAGAAUUUGAUGGUUCUUAGGUUUGGCAAUCGUUUCCUCGGUCCGUCAUGGAAUCGCGAUAAUAUCGCAUCUGUAACGAUCUCAUUCAAAGAAAACUUCGGUACCGGCGGUCGUGCAGGAUAUUUUGAUACGGCUGGUAUUAUAAGAGAUGUGAUGCAAAAUCAUCUGAUGCAAAUUUUGACCCUUGUGGCCAUGGAAAAACCGGCCAGUUUGGAUGCGGAGGAUAUUCGAGACGAAAAGGUGAAAGUAUUAAAAGCGAUCAAACCAGUGCAGUUGAAGGAUGUGGUUCUGGGGCAGUACGUGGCAAAUUCUGAGUGCUCCAUUCCUGAAGCUGGUGCCGGUUACAAAGACGAUGACGAUGUUCCCGAUGAUUCGAUUACGCCUACCUUCGCUUUAGCUGUUCUUCAUGUACAUAAUGAGCGAUGGGAGGGGGUGCCGUUCUUUUUGCGAUGUGGAAAAGCACUAAACGAGAGUAAAGCCGAAGUUCGUGUUCAAUUCAAAGAAGUCAAUGGUGAUAUAUAUCCACCCGGUGAAUUAAAGAGAAGUGAACUAGUGAUGCGUUUGCAACCAAAUGAAGCUGUCUAUCUCAAACUGAUGACCAAGAAACCAGGAAUGGGCUUUGGCGUGGAAGAAUCCGAGCUUGAUCUCACUUAUAAUGCUCGAUACAAGGACAUUCGCUUACCUGAUGCAUAUGAACGACUAUUUUUGGAAGUGUUCAUGGGAUCUCAAAUAAAUUUCGUUCGUACAGAUGAGCUUGAAAACGCUUGGCGUAUACUGACACCGGUUCUAAAGGAGAUCGAAAAGGAUCGGGUAGAACCGCUCGAAUACAAAUUUGGAAGCCGUGGACCAAUGGAAGCCGAUGAAUUAAUGAGGAAAUAUGGCUAUGUAUUCUCGGGGACGUAUAGAUGGACAGCUCCUAAUAAGUUAUAA